GACACCGCAAGUACGCGCUCGCAGGCGAGUUCGUGCAACUUCGAGCCAACCCGACCCGGACAGUGGCAAUCCAGUGGCAAUGCAGUACCGCACACCGACGUCCAUCUUAAUUUGUUUCUGUUUGCUGUGCCACAUAGCUCUAUGUGCACCGAACGAUGGAAAGUAUAACCCGAGAAAGUACAACAAAAAUGGAAAAUACGUGCACAGAGGUGAAGACUACGUGGAGGAUCUGAGCCGGUACCGGUACGUGCACUAUGACGAUGGCGAUCGCGGAAGGUACUACCACAUACACAUACCGUAUGAUGGUGGUUACGGCAACUAUGAGGGUGGCCACGAGCCCUACCGAUUCCCACCGUACGACCCAGCCGGAGAGUAUGCCGAACAAGUGAAUAAGUAUUCGUACGAUCCUUUCCGAGCGGAUUCGUACGAUAUCAAGAAACCAUCCAUCUAUCUUGAGUACGGUAUACCUUCGGUGUCCGAAACUAACACCGCCUCCAGUGUAGUGGAUGUCCGGAAGUCGUUACUGUCCGGACCAGGAACGGCAUACCUACCCGUACCAGCAUCAGGGGAACUCGACGUUCGUCAGUCACUUCUUCCUGGGCCUGGAACGGCGUACCUUCCUGUGGUGUCUCCCAAAGAACAGAGUCUUGCGAUCGGCUCCUCCGAAAAACGAUCAAAAAUCCUUCCCCAUCCUAAUAGCAUCGACAGUAUAGAUCACCUCACAACGGCUGCGAGCUCCGAUCGUAACUCCGUGCGUGCUACGACAACACAGCCUCCGAUCGAGACGACUACAGUGCCUAAUAUACUAACCGAUCGGUCCGAUCCGAUCAAUGACAGUUCGCUGCACAGCCGUCCCUGCUUUGCCACCAGCGCCCCACUAAAGCUCUCCAAAACGUGACGAGUGAAUGAAAGCUUCAGCGAGCUUUUACGGAUUCACCGCGUAGCUGCGAUGAUCCAUUUAGGUUAGUUGAUAAGCGGUUCGUGCUCUGUAUUUUGAAAGUUGUUGCCCCAUAAACAUAUUCCCC
Molecule: messenger RNA, 1025 nt
Organism: Anopheles merus
Lineage: Eukaryota; Metazoa; Arthropoda; Insecta; Diptera; Culicidae
Exons: 4
Coding region: 80-898 (272 amino acids)
Source: RefSeq, a predicted model, not a curated record